CAUUCCAUUCGUUAUUUCCACCCCACGCUGUCUCUCCCUCUCCCUGUAUCUCCUUAUGUCUUCGCGUUUCUCUCUCGCUCUCUCUUACUUUCCGCCUCUUACCGGCCUACAUCGCCGCCGCCCUUAAGCCCUAAAAAUCCCAUCCGUAGAUCAGUACACUUCCAUGACACUGAUUGUUUCAUCUAUUUCUAUCGAAUUCUGAGAAUGGUUGGCAGCUUCAAAGUUGUUAUGAAGGAAUUCAUUCUACUUAGAUUUGUCCUCCUCAGUUGCAACUAGUCACCCAGCUUGUGUUAAAUUUACAAGAAAAUGGAUCGCUGUGAUACUUCUGGAUUUGUUAGUGGGGGUGGGAUGUUCUCUUUAAGAGACAUCUAACCUAGUUUUGUAGCUAAUUUUCUUGAUCCCAGAAGUCAGGUGUACUGUUCAUUAAGAUUGAUAUUAGGUUUUGGAAGUCACUUUGGAUUUUAGUCAUUGUUUUAUGGAGAACAAGUUUCGGAACUUGGGCUUUGCUUCUAAUUAUCCCUCAAAUGCAUUCAAGAUUUUGGGUAAGUCAAUGCAAAUUGAAGGAGCUGUGGCUGAAUAUAGUGCAGAUACUGUCUUACGUCUUGAUUCCCCUGGUUCUUCACUAACGUACAUGUCUCCAUCAAAGGGAAUUAAACGGAAAUGGAAUUUGAUAGACAGAUCCAUGGGUCAACGUGUUGGCUCCUCAUUGUCUCUUGGGCUAGGCCGCUCAUCAAGUUCCUCAGAAAGCAAGGGGAGUUCAGCAACUGCUUGCACUACAAUGUCUUCAGCCAAAGAAACUGAUGAGGAGUCAUCAAUGGAUCUUGAAUUGGACUUUUCCUUCCAUCUGGGCAAUGAAAAGAUGUCCAGCCCAAAGAAAUGUGCUAGUUCAAAUCUUAAAGAACUAGAAUUGCUGCCCAAGAUUGAUCUGGAGUUGAGUCUUUCUACUGGGCCAUCCGAAUCUGACAUUACUAGUGUCUAUCCAUACCCCAACUCCACUCCACUUGAAUUUGGCAUGGAGAUGCCACUUACUGUUGGUGGGGCAUCAAAUGUAGAUGAAGGAUCAACAUCCUGUAGUUGGAAAACAGGGAUUACAUUGCUCAUGUCAGAGAACAAAGAGGCUAACUUUUUUUUAAACCAGGUUCAAAGAACUUGUGAUCCUACUCCCAUUGUUCCAGACCUCUCAUCAAGUGUGAUAACAGUGCCAAAAAGUUCAGUCACCUGUACUUCUGGGAUAACACAGCAGCAACAGCCACAUCAACGCAGCUCUAGUUCCAAGUUGUGUCAGGUUGAGGGAUGUGGAAAGGGAGCCAGAGGUGCUUCUGGCCAUUGUAUUUCCCAUGGUGGUGGCCGAAGAUGUCAGAAACCAGGCUGCCACAAGGGAGCUGAGGGCCGGACUGUGUUCUGCAAGGCCCAUGGGGGUGGCCGGAGAUGUGAAUUUCUUGGUUGCACAAAAAGCGCAGAAGGUCGCACAGACUUUUGUAUUGCCCAUGGUGGUGGUCGAAGAUGCAGUCAUGAGGGUUGUACUCGGGCUGCAAGAGGAAAAUCAGGAUUGUGCAUUCGGCAUGGUGGUGGGAAGAGAUGUCAGAAAGAAAAUUGCACAAAAAGUGCUGAAGGCCUAUCAGGCCUGUGCAUUUCACAUGGAGGUGGUCGUCGAUGCCAAGCCACAGGAUGCACAAAAGGAGCACAAGGGUGCACAAUGUUCUGCAAAGCGCAUGGUGGUGGAAAACGCUGCACAGCUCCAGGAUGCACCAAGGGUGCUGAAGGGAGCACACCUUUUUGUAAGGGCCAUGGAGGCGGGAAAAGGUGUGCCUUCCAAGGUGGUGGGGUUUGUACUAAGAGUGUCCAUGGAGGGACCAACUUCUGUGUUGCACAUGGGGGUGGCAAGAGAUGUGCUGUACCCGAGUGCACAAAGAGUGCAAGAGGAAGAACAGAUUUUUGUGUUCGUCAUGGUGGUGGGAAAAGAUGCAAGUUUGAAGGAUGUGGCAAGAGCGCCCAGGGCAGCACAGAUUUCUGCAAGGCACAUGGUGGAGGGAAGAGAUGUUCCUGGGGCCAUCCUGGGUCAGAAUAUGGUGUCCAGCCUACUGGUCCGUGUAACUCAUUUGCAAGGGGUAAGACUGGUCUCUGUGCACUUCAUAGUGGUCUGGUGCAGGAUAAGAGGGUUCAUGGUGGUGUCACUUUGGGACCCAUCAUUCAGGACCCCAAAGUUAGCCAGCCAGAAAAGAUGAAAGAAGCUGUCAUUGCGGAGGACAUGAAUGUGGAUACUGUGAAGAUGGGAACUAACAUUGUGGCUUUGGCAAGCAAAACUACUUCAGACAUGAAAACUUUUGGGGUCCCAAAUGCCCAUACCCCUGUUGGGGAACCAGGGUUGCCAACGGUGUCAGUCUUUGUACCAGAAGGCAGGGUGCAUGGUGGAAGUUUGAUGGCAAUGCUGGCUGGUGGUUCAGGCAUUGGCUCAAGCAGCAGCCAAGUUGUAGCUGGUGAUUCAUCUGAGCCCAGGAAACCUUACAUGAUGUCUCGGAGCUGGAUAUAGGUUGUGUCCUCUACAUUUAUGUGGUUUAGUCUGUUGGUGUUCUGAACUUGUUCUCAUUCAUUUGUUCAAAUGGCAAGAAAGGUAUAAAAGCUUCGACCACCCUUGUGUGAUAAUUUGUAAAAGUCAAGUAGGAUUUAGCGUUGAAUCAGGUCUCGGGGGUUCUUCCCUGUAAACACCUGCAUAUGUCCAGCAGGGGGUUGGUACACCGGUUAUUGCCUGUAAAGUUGGUCAGUUUGUCAAACAUUCUCGCAUUAAUAAAUCCUUCUAGCGUAUCAUCUUUA
Hevea brasiliensis (rubber tree) is the source of this 2811-nucleotide messenger RNA. RefSeq lists its product as uncharacterized. NCBI's taxonomy places the organism in Eukaryota, Viridiplantae, Streptophyta, Magnoliopsida, Malpighiales, Euphorbiaceae. The coding region runs from base 476 to 2530 and encodes 684 amino acids. The record is from RefSeq and is a predicted model, not a curated record. The transcript is spliced from 2 exons.